AUGGUGAUUUCCUUCCUGGACAAGGUUACCACGACACUCACCAAGCUCAGCUUCUUCUCUUCGUUCAACACGAGUUACAUGGACAUGACCUACUCUAAAGUAGCCAAGCCCGACACGUCAAUGUUCUUUGAUCGCCUGUUCAACAUACUGGCCAAACAGCAUUGCUGUCUGCACUCCCUCCACAUGAGAGAUCUGUACUUUGGCGAUCUAAACAUAUUCCUGCGUGGACUAUUGAAGCUGACGCACAUUAGGAAGCUUAAACUACUUUCCUACAAGGACUUCUACUCACCCAAGGAGAUGGAUUCCUUCAAUGAUGGCUUGAUCGAGCUUGUUCAAUACCGCGAUCUAACCAUCCUCAAUACUCCUUUCACAGUGGGCUCUGAACUUCUAUCCGCCAUCCUAAACAAACCAAACAUUGUUACCCUACGCAUUACUCCAUUGGUAAUGAACAAGUUACCAAAGAACAUAAGUAACCUUAGUCUACGUUAUGAUUUAUCGCCAUCAGCAUUCACAUCAUUCGUCACAUUGAACCCUAUGUGCAACCUAGUUCGACUACACCUACCUCAGAUCUAUAUCACUGACGACAACUUUGAACUGUUUCUCAAAUUCCUUCGUAACAACAAGUCACUGGCGAUCAUAUACAUUGGCAACUACUUCCUCUUUAGCACUGAACAGAAGACCGCACUGUUGAGUGUGUUGGUGUGCCAGACCUACAUCCAAUCAUUGCUAUUCGGUAUAUCGCUCCAAAGUGAAGAUCCCUCAGAUGAAGCGGUCCCAUCAGAUGAAGAGAGAAGGCAGCGAUCAAUCAAAGAGCUUGAAGACCUUAGACAACUGUUUGUUCAGUUGGCUGCAUAUCCACAGACCAAUGUUGACAACAUCUACUAUGACAUUGCAGAGUUGAAACAAUUCCAACAGAUGAUGUAG
Molecule: messenger RNA, 924 nt
Organism: Acytostelium subglobosum LB1
Lineage: Eukaryota; Evosea; Eumycetozoa; Acytosteliales; Acytosteliaceae
Exons: 1
Coding region: 1-924 (307 amino acids)
Source: RefSeq, a predicted model, not a curated record